This is a messenger RNA of Diaporthe citri, 996 nucleotides long. RefSeq lists its product as uncharacterized. The record is from RefSeq and is a predicted model, not a curated record. Lineage: Eukaryota; Fungi; Ascomycota; Sordariomycetes; Diaporthales; Diaporthaceae. The coding region runs from base 1 to 996 and encodes 331 amino acids. The transcript has 2 exons.
AUGUCGCCAAAUACCUCACCGGUCUUCGAGGCCUUACCUGCGGAGGUUUUGGCCAACAUCCUGCGGCACAUGGCUUCACCUGAAGACGUUUACUCCACGAUCCGAGCCAGCCCGAGAGCACUUGGCAGUUUUGGCUGCUUUAGAGAAGCCAUACUCAUUGAGGUGCUUCAGGCGCACCUGCCAGCGGAGAUUUUUGCAGAGUAUCUGGGCCUGCUGCACAUCCCCAAAUAUGAGGACUUCAAUCAUGUCCCCGAGAAAGACGAAGUCAUCCUUGCGCCAGACAUCUCUAACAAGGACCACUGUGACUUCUUCGAGCGUUGGACAUACAAUAUGUCAUGUCUCGGUCUUCCCAUUCUUCAGCAACUCCUACGGUCUAGCUUCAACGACCAGCGGCUCUUUCUCAAGAAUACCACGUUUGACCUAAUGCCAUGUUUAGAGGAAACCUUGCUUCUGUACCACGAGAAUUACCUGGGAAAGCAAUGGUGCGAUGACCAGGACCCGAACACCAACCCUUUCUGCAACCGUCGUUUGACUAGGGGCGCAAGUCUCAUUUACACACCUGCUGUCAUGGAAUUGGCGAGCUGGCCCAUACCUGACAACCGCUUCCCCCGGCGCAGUCUCGACGCUGUAGAAGCAGGGCUCAAAGAGGUUGGAUGGGCAUUUUGGGAGGACCGUGAGAGAUUGAAGUAUUUGGGCUGGUCUGAAUCGGGCAUGGAUGCAGCCGACUCGGAUGGCAUCGAGGACUACGUGCGGUGCUUGAGCUUCCGAAGCCUGCCGAAGGGUUUUGAGGAGGAUGAAAAGUGCCCCGAGCAGAGCAUGUAUGUCACGAAGGAAGACCUCCAAGGGGAACUGUCAGCCAAGUACGCAGUCGGUCCACCUACACCGAGCGGGGAAUUAUUCUUCCUCAAUAGACUCAGGGACAUCAGCGACUGGCCGUCCAAAGAGGCCUCACCGGCGUUCCAAGAGAUCUGCCAGGGUCCUCCGACAAGUGGAUAG